Messenger RNA from Symbiodinium natans, 1323 nucleotides. NCBI's taxonomy places the organism in Eukaryota, Dinophyceae, Suessiales, Symbiodiniaceae. The record is from the annotation of a GenBank genome assembly.
AUGCCGAUCCAGAAGGUGCACGCGCGCCAGAUCUUCGACUCCCGCGGCAACCCCACCGUGGAGGUGGAGAUCACCACAGAAGCCGGCGUCUUCCGCGCCGCCGUGCCCAGCGGUGCCUCCACCGGCGAGAACGAGGCGUGCGAGCUGCGUGAUGGCGGUAAGGACUACAUGGGCAAAGGCGUCGCGAAGGCAGUUGACAACGUGAAGUCCAAGAUCGCCCCAGCCCUCAUCGGAAAGGACCCUGCCGACCAGCAGGGCAUUGACAAGAUCAUGAUCGACCUGGACGGCACGGAGAACAAGACCAAUCUGGGAGCCAAUGCCAUCCUAGGCGUCUCAAUGGCCUGCUGCCGCGCUGGGGCGGCGCAGAAGGGCCUUCCCCUCUUCAAGCACAUCAACGAGAUCGCUGGCAAGCCGCUCAUGUGCAUGCCGGUGCCGUGCUUCAACGUCAUCAACGGCGGCGUCCAUGCAGGGAACUUCUUGGCCUUCCAGGAGUUCUUUCUGAUCCCGGUGGGCGCCAAGACCUUCGCCGAGGCCAUGAAGCUGGGCUCGGAGACCUACCACAACCUGAAGGGAAUCAUCAAGAAGAAGUACGGCUUGGACUCCACCGCCGUGGGCGACGAGGGCGGCUUCGCUCCGGCCGUGGCGGAUCCCGAGGAGGGGUUGAAGUUGCUCCUGGAAGCCAUCAGCCAGGCCGGCCACGAAGGUAAGAUCCUGAUUGGCUCCGACCCUGCCUCCUCGGAGUUCUGGAAGGGCGACGAGCAGAAGUACGACAUGGAUUUCAAGAGCACCAACCCCAAGCCGGAGAACAAGAAGACCCGGGAGGAGAUGGUAGCCACCUACAAGCGCUUCUGCGACACCUACCCCAUUGCGCUGCUGGAGGACCCCUUCGCCGAGGAGGACUUCGAGGGACACUCCCAGCUCACCGCGCUCGUGGGCGACAAGGUGGAAAUUGUCGGCGACGACCUCUACUGCACGAAUGUCAAGCGCGUGCAGAUGGGCUUGGACAAGAAGGCCACCAACGCCAUGCUCCUGAAGGUGAACCAGAUCGGCAGCGUGUCCGAGUCCAUCGCAGCCUGGAAGCUCUGCCGAGACAACAAGUGGGGAGUCUUCGUGUCGCAUCGUUCCGGGGAGACCGAGGACACCUUCAUUGCUGACCUGACCGUGGGGCUCGGCACGGGGCACCUGAAGACGGGAGCGCCCUGCAGGAGCGAGCGCCUCGCCAAGUACAACCAGCUGCUUCGCAUCGAGGAGGAGUCCUCGCUCCCCUACUGCGGAUCUCACUUCCGGGCCCCCUGGGCCAUGGCUUCUGGGGGCUACGCCUAA